Messenger RNA from Hyalella azteca, 998 nucleotides. It is a transcript of the gene mRpL23, whose product is annotated as probable 39S ribosomal protein L23, mitochondrial. Gene Ontology annotation, cellular component: mitochondrial large ribosomal subunit; ribosome. Gene Ontology annotation, biological process: mitochondrial translation. Gene Ontology annotation, molecular function: structural constituent of ribosome. The record is from RefSeq and is a predicted model, not a curated record. Lineage: Eukaryota; Metazoa; Arthropoda; Malacostraca; Amphipoda; Hyalellidae.
ACACCGGCUUCGAUCUAUUAGGUGCCAGCGCCGGUCUUGUUACAAGUAUAUACCUAAUACUUAUAUAUUGUAUUAUUGGAUUGCAAGCUUUAUUUAUUAAUCAAGAGAAGCACAACUUCAUAAGACCUAUAAUGUCUAACAGAUUGUAUCCACUGUACCAGAGAGGCAAUCCGCAGCUGCGGUCAUUCCUGACUAAUUUCAAUGUCUUUCCUGUGCGACCAACAGUCAAGCAGCCACCAAAUGUUGUCACUUUCCACUGCUCCAUGAAGAUGACAGUCCACGACAUAAAGAACUACCUUACUAAAAUAUAUAAACUUCCAGUGGAACAUGUCAGAAUGGAGAUUCAGAUGGGGUGAAGGGCAGACGUUCCAGUUCCCGAACCUGCUGCCGGCCGACCUCAUCGACGAAGACUACAACUACGACGAACAGCUGCAGCGUCUCACUAAGGAAUACAAGGCUAGCAUAAAGCUCCAGAAAGAUCGUCAACAUCUGCCGUCGUGGUUUGGUCUCUAGAAACUUCUGUGUAUCAUUUGACUUCAGUUGUAAAUGAGUAUGUGAUUAACAUGUUCAAUUGGUGAAUGGGUUCAAACACAGCGAUGAAUCAUCACUAGCAUUCGGAAAAAAUUGAUGUUGUUAUUGAUAAUAACAGAGGACCUUGUUGUUAACACACUCAUAGGAGCAGUUUGAAUUAUUAUGUGCAAAGAGAAGACUCUUCCUGAAUUAAGGUUGAAAUUCUGUACGUAACUAUAUUUUUUUAUAUACAAAAAUUACAAUGCAAUGCAUGGUGUAGCCAUUUAUUCAGUGGUGGCCAGGAUAGAAGUUUCUCCUGUGAUGUUCAUUUGUAUUAUAUAAUACUAGUUCUUACCUGCAUUUUCAAAUUAUUGCCGAACUAAUUGUGUAAAAGAUUUCAAGAAGUUUCACCAGCUGUUGCAUAGUGUUUUUUCAAGCGUCAAUCUGUGCUUUAUUUAGGACAUGUUCGAGUAAACUUCUCAUAAUAA